GUUCCCGGUCCCGGUCCCGGUUCGGGGCCGCACCGCCCGUCCCGCAACGUCCCGCAGCUCCGGGCGUCCCCAAAGGGCACCGGGAGCACCGGGACCGCAUUGACGGGACACGUCGGUACCGGACCGGGACGGCGGGGGGGGUGGGAGGGGGGAAACGGCACCGGAGGGGCGCACAGCGGUACCGGAAAGAGCCCCUCCCGCAGCGCCCCGCGCCCGGCCUUAAAGCCGCCGCUCCCCGCCCGGUACCGACCGCCGGUACCGCACCGCCCCGCCCCGCCGCUCCGCUCCCCCCUCCCCCGACCCCCGGUACCGCACUCACCUCCGGCCCCGCACCGCCCCUCUGCUACGCGGCCGUCCGCUCCAUCGCGAUCCCCAUCGCCGGUCCCGGUCCGCCCGCACCGCCCCGCACCGCCCUCCGCCCGGAUCCUCUCCCGGGCGCUCCCGGUCGCGGCCUUAAAGGCGCAGCGGCGGUGCGGUGCGGUGCGGCCCGGUCCGGCGCGGGGGGGUCCGGUGCUGCGGGGGAGGCGCGGGCGGAGCGCUCGGUGCGGGCACACGCGCGGGAGUGACAUGGCGGGGACACGGGGACACGCGCGGCCCUUUGUGCGCGGCCCCGACGCACUCAGACCCCCCCCCCAAUGGGGACGCCCCCCCCCCUCCUCCCCUUUUUUUUUGCACGCGCACCGCCGCGCCGCUUUGCACACUCACGUCGCCCCCCCCCCUCCGCACGCGCAUCCCUUUGCACGCACACAGCGGACACCCCGAGCGUGCGCGAGCCCCCCCCCUUUGCACGCGCACUCCCCCCCUGCACACCCAUCCUUGCACGCGCGCGCGCCCUUCCGCGCACCUCUUGCACGCGCACACGCGCGUCCCCUCGCACCCCCCCCCCCCUUUGCACGCCCCAUUCACGGAUCUCUAUGUGCUCCCAACCCCCCCCCACGACCCCCCCUCUGAUCCCCCCAUCCCAAUGGGGGUCCCGCCCUCCCCCUCCCCCCCCCAUAGCACAGCGCAGAGCCCCUCCCCUCCCCCCCCCCGCGGCGCUCGGCCCCGGGGAGCGCUGAUUAAUCAUUAAUUAACGCCGCUCCGCGCGGAAGUGCCACCGCAGCGCUGGAGGGGGGGGGCGGUGUCACCGUGUCCCCGCGGGGCAACCACUGCCCCAUAGCGGCACGUGUGGGGGUGUCCCAUAGGGGAGGGGGGGGCGGAGGUGGAGCCGGACCCCGCUGGACCCAAAUCCUAUGGGGGGGCCGUGGGAUGGAGGCUAUGGGGGUCUCUGGGCGGACUCUGAUCCUAUGGGGGUCCAUGAGAUGGGCCCUAUGGGGGUCCUUGGGAUAGGCUCUGACCCUAUGGGGGUCUUUGCAUGGACCCCGAUCCUAUGGGGGUCCCUGGGAUGGACCCUAUGGGGGGGCUCUGGGCUGACCUGGACCCUAUGGGGAGGUCACUGGGAUGGAUCCUGACCCUACAGGGGUCUUUGGGAUGGACUCUGACCCUUUGGGGGGUCUCUGGGUGGACCCUGACCCUACAAGGGUCCCUGAGAUGGACCUGGACCCUAUGGGGUCUUUGGGGCUGACCAUGACCCUAUGGGGGUCUUUGGGAUGGACCCUAUGGGGGUGACUGGACUGACCGUGACCCUACAGGGGGUCUUUGGGAUGGACCCUGUGGGGGUCUCUGGACUGACCCUAUAGCGGGUCUUUGGGAUGGACCCUAUGGGGGUCUCUGAACUGACCACGACCCUAUAGAGGGUCUUUGGGGUGGACCCUCUGGGGGUCUCUGGGCCGGACCCCAACCCUAAUGAGGCCCCACUGUGCAGUGCAGCGGUGCGGGGCCAGGCCGGGUCCGGUCCAAACGGGGGGGGGGGGGAGCCCAGGGGUGACCCCCAGCACAGAGAACGGAGAGAUGGGGGCAAAGCCCCGCGUGUGGGGGGGGUUACGGACACGGACACGCGUGGGCGCUGGGGAGGGGGGGGGGGCGGGGGCGGGGACGCUCGGGACGCCCCCGGCGGCCCCGUGUGAUGCGGUGCGCGGUGCAAACGGCGGCGGCGGUGCGGCCCUUCCCCGGCGGAUCACCGCGGUCCGAUUCCGGGGGCGGGGGGGGAUCCGCCGGGUGGUACCGUCGGUACCGCCGCCCCCGGGGAUGUCCGCUCCGACGCAGCCGUCCUCACCCGGUUCGUUCCAGGUGAGCGGGGUCGGUUCGAGCCCCCGAAGGAUCCCGAAACGGAAAAGCCGCUUCAAACGGUCCGACGGCAGCACUUCGUCCGACACCACGUCCAGCGUCCUCCGGCGGCAGGGCUCGGCCGAUUCCUACACCAGCCGCCCCUCUCUGGACUCGGACGCGUCCCUGGAGGAGGACCGCGAGCGGCGCGAGGGGCAGAGCCGUGCUCAGCAGCAGCUCGAGAGGGCCAAGCACAAACCCGUCGCCUUCGCCGUGCGCACCAAUGUCAGCUACUGCGGAGCGCUGGAUGAGGAGUGCCCGUUACAGGGGGCAGCAAUUAACUUCGAGGCCAAAGAUUUCCUGCACAUUAAAGAGAAAUACAGCAAUGAUUGGUGGAUCGGGCGCUUAGUGAAGGAGGGGGGGGACAUCGCCUUCAUCCCCAGCCCGCAGCGCCUGGAGGCCGUGAGGCUCAAACAGGAGCAGAGAGCGCGGAGAGCUGGAAGCGCUCCGGGCAUUGGUGACAGCGGGAGCCGGCGAUCGCCCCCCCCUUCAUUAGCCAAACAGAAGCAGAAACAGACGCAGCACAUCCCCCCCUACGAUGUGGUGCCCUCCAUGCGCCCCGUGGUGUUGGUGGGGCCCUCCCUAAAGGGAUACGAGGUCACCGACAUGAUGCAGAAAGCGCUCUUCGAUUUCCUCAAGCACAGAUUUGACGGCAGGAUCUCCAUCACCCACAUCACGGCGGAUCUCUCCUUGGCCAAACGCUCCAUCCUCAACAACGUGGGCAAACAGGCGCUCCUCGAACGCUCGGCCGCGCGCUCCACCAUCGCGGAGGUGCAGAGUGAGAUCGAGCGCAUCUUCGAGCUGGCCAAGUCGCUGCAGCUGGUGGUGCUGGAUGCUGACACCAUCAACCACCCCGCACAGCUGGCCAAGACCUCGUUAGCACCCAUCAUCGUCUACGUCAAAGUGUCCUCCCCCAAGGUCCUCCAGCGGCUCAUCAAAUCCCGUGGCAAAUCGCAGGUGAAGCACCUCAACGUGCAGAUGAUGGCAGCGGACAAACUGGUGCAGUGCCCCCCGGAGCUGUUUGAUGUCAUCCUGGAUGAGAACCAGCUGGAGGAUGCCUGCGAGCACCUGGCUGAGUACCUGGAGGUGUACUGGCGUGCCACGCACCACCCACCCCACAGCCCCCACGCUGUGCCCUCCCCCAGCAGCCUCCCAGGGCUGCAGGGCCAGCAGCUGCUGGAGGAGCGGGGUGAGCACUCCCCCCUGGAGCACGACAGCCUGAUGCCAUCAGACGAGGCCAGCGAUCCCUCCCCCCGUGCGUGGGGGGGUCCAACCCAGCGCAGCUCACGGCACCUGGAGGAGGAGGAGGAGUACGGGGGGCCCUACCCCGACCUCUACCAACCACACCGACACCACAACUCGGGGCUGCACGGCCCCCCCUCGGCCCCCACCGCAGCACAGGAGCGGCUCCUCGAACGGGACCCCGAUAGGAACUGGCAGCGCAGCCGGCCCUGGGCCAAGGACAGCUAUUAGGGGCUGGGGGAGGGUUGGAGGGGGGGGGGCACGGCCGGGGCCCGGCCCUGCAGCUCGUCAUACCCGUGCCCCCCCCAGCUCCACGCUGGGGGUGCUCAGACAAUCUCCCUUCUCUUGGGGAACAGCGGCAGCUUCCCGGCACGCCGUCAGCCAUACUAAGCACAUGGGGGGGGGGGGGGGGGGGGGGGGUCGGCGGCCAGGAUCCCCACCCCACCCCCCCCCCUCGGCUCCGGGUGACCCCAGAGCUGCCCCACAACUCCACCCCACCUCAGCUUCCCCUGCAUUGCACGCUGCCCCAUUCCCAGCAGCAAAGGGUGCCUCCCCCCAUAGGGCAGGCGGGGGAGUGGGGGGGGCAGCUCCAGCACGAUUCCCCCCCCCCUCCC
Messenger RNA from Gallus gallus (chicken), 4061 nucleotides. RefSeq names its product serine/arginine repetitive matrix protein 1-like. The record is from RefSeq and is a predicted model, not a curated record. Gene Ontology annotation, biological process: chemical synaptic transmission; neuromuscular junction development; regulation of voltage-gated calcium channel activity. NCBI's taxonomy places the organism in Eukaryota, Metazoa, Chordata, Aves, Galliformes, Phasianidae. The transcript has 14 exons. Gene Ontology annotation, cellular component: voltage-gated calcium channel complex. Gene Ontology annotation, molecular function: protein binding; high voltage-gated calcium channel activity. The coding region runs from base 1786 to 3678 and encodes 630 amino acids.